AUGCCUCGAGUUGUAGUGACACCAGAACAGAGACAACGACAAGCUCAAAUCGCAAGUAUGGCAGCCAACUGUAUAUUCUGCAAGAUCAUUAAGGGUGACAUCCCAUCAAUGAAGCUCUUCGAGAGUGAGAAGACACUGGCAUUCCUCGAUAUCAAUCCUUUAGCGUACCUCGUAAUCCCCAAACACCACGGCGCCAAACUCCUCGACAUCCCCGACGAACACCUCUUCGAGCUCCUCCCCGUCGCCAAAAAGAUCGCCAACGCAACAGGAGUAGAGAACUACAACAUUCUACAGAACAAUGGACGCGCAGCCCACCAAGAAGUAGACCACGUCCACUUCCACUACAUCCCCAAACCCAGCCCAGAAGAGGGCCUACAGAUCGGAUGGCCACAGCAGAAGCCUGAUAUGGAGAUGCUUAAGAAGUUGUUGGAGGAGAUCAAGGCGAAGACUGUCAUGCAACGCGAGAAGUUCGGAGUCGAGAGCGGGCGGGCGGAAGGAGAAGAGGCGGUGAUAGAAGAUCAGUAUCAAUUGGGGCAAAUGGAGCAGAGGAGGCAGAACGAUGGUGGGAAAAUUGAGUGGAUGGGGACAUUACUCAGGGAAAUGAUUGAACGAGGUGUUGUGCCGAAACGUCGUCUCUCAGACAAUUUGUAG
This is a messenger RNA of Fulvia fulva, 651 nucleotides long. RefSeq names its product Hit family protein 1. The transcript is spliced from 5 exons. The record is from RefSeq and is a predicted model, not a curated record. Gene Ontology annotation, biological process: nucleotide metabolic process. Gene Ontology annotation, molecular function: catalytic activity. NCBI's taxonomy places the organism in Eukaryota, Fungi, Ascomycota, Dothideomycetes, Mycosphaerellales, Mycosphaerellaceae. The coding region runs from base 1 to 651 and encodes 216 amino acids.